Molecule: messenger RNA, 1519 nt
Organism: Paralichthys olivaceus (Japanese flounder)
Lineage: Eukaryota; Metazoa; Chordata; Actinopteri; Pleuronectiformes; Paralichthyidae
Source: RefSeq, a predicted model, not a curated record
CAAAAGGUUAGUCUUCCUUGGAAUAGAGUUGUUUGUGUGUGUGUGAGGGAGGCUGCGAUGGCCCGCCCUCUGAGCUUCCACAGAACUGGAAGGACAAGAGCAGUCAUGUCAGGGGAACGACUUUAAGAGCACCUGAGCCGAGCAGGCAUUCACCAGAAGCUUCACCUUUAGCAGUAAGAGCAGCGCUUCAUCCAUCCUGCAGCAGGUCGUCCUUGAGACCCUCGUCUUCCACGUCAUCCUCCACAUCUACACCGAGGUUACACCAUGUUCAACAGUGACGUGCUCCAAUGUGUCAUUUGCUGCCAUGACUUCUCCCGCAACAAACGAAUCCCACGAGUCCUCCACUGCCAACACACCUUCUGCACCCUGUGUCUGCACAAACUGUCCAAGGACAAGUCAAACAUCCUGACCAUCUCCUGCCCUCUGUGCCGCUGGAUCACGUGCACCCCGGCCUGCAUGACCUUGUCCAAGGCCCUGUACGUCAACACAGAAGUCUGGAGCCAGAUCACCGAGGACGUGCAGCAGGAAUGGGAGGAUCGCUCGGUGGAUUUGAACGACACAAAGACACAACCCGAGUUGAAGCUCUCGGAUUCAAGGCGGUCAGUCAUCAUGUCUGCGCUCAAUAAGAUGCUGAGCUUUUUGAAGGGCUACUGACACUUCAGGAGCACCUCUUCUAUUAUUGUGUUGAACUUGACGGAGCUGAUAAUGAGCCUCAUUGAGUCUUGCUCUCAGUGAACACAACAGACACGUCCGUGUGACCUGUGAGAAUCCAAGACCUGAACUGAAGUUUGGUUUGUGUUUUUAUUUUUUUAUUUUUUUAUUUUUUGCAUUCAUGAACCUGGAAGAAGAAGCACUGCCUGUGAGUAAACAUGCUUGAAUUUGUUGUAAGAUAUAGUAGUUUUUUUUUAACUAUUUUUAUUAUCUAUGUUAUAUAAUUAUAAUCUGUGGAAUAUCAGUAAAUCAAUGCUAAUUAGAUGCUAAUUUGUUUCCAGAGCUGAUUAGAAUGUGGAGAACUCAUUCUGAUACAAAGAACAUAUUUCAGUGGCUAUAAGGUCUCAGUGUUAGGGCCAUAUUGAAGGAAAGGUCAUAACAUUAAGAGGAUGAAGUUGGAAUUUAAUGAGAAAGUUAGGAAAUGAGCAGCUGUGAAAACUGUUUUUCUGAGUUUCACUCCUGGAUCCAAAAUCUGGAACAAUCUUCCAGUGAGAUUAUGAAAACUCUUUGAAUAUCACACAGAUGUAACUCACCAUCACCAAAUAUUUCCUCCUCCACAAAAGAUUUUAAUUUAAAAAUGUAUAAAAAGUAGAACUGAACUAGAUGCUGCACAUUCUUCAUUGAAUGCAACAAGCCGAUCAUCUGAUAUUCCCCUCUAACAUGAAACGAAGCCUAGAAAUACGAUUGUAUUCUUGUGAUAUAUAUUGUGACAUUAAUAUAUCAGAAGAUUUGUAUUUUUGUAUUUUGUUAUAGAUAUUACUGGUUUCUACCACAUUUAAUUAAUGUUUUGUAUCUAUGUUGUGUGAAA